GCGCGGGCAGCGGCGGCGGUAGAGGCGGCCGCGGUUGUAGCCGAGCAGUCGGGAAAGGAGAGGUGCUUUGGCGGCUCCGCUGACUGUCGCGCGGCCCUGCCAGCACUUCCCGUCACGUCCCCGGGGGAGGGAAAAGGGGGCGCGCCGGUAACGCCAGCGGGGCUGCGGCCGUAACCCGCUCCCGUUGCGUCGCGGGCGGUGCGUGCGCGGCUGCCCGAGGUCGCAGGAGGCGGCGGCAGCGGUGGUGGGAGAGGGAGGUCUCCCUCCCUGCGGCACCAUGAAAGCUGUGAGUCCCGUCCGGCACCCCAGCCGCAAGGCGCAGCCCGGCGUGGCGGGCGGCGGCGGGGGACACCCGGCCCUGCGGUGCCUGGCCGAGCACAGCGGCUGCAAGGGGGGCCCGCCGUCGGGCGAGGAGCCGGCGGCGCUGUGCCUGCAGUGCGAUAUGAAUGACUGUUACAGCCGGCUGAGGAAGCUGGUGCCCACCAUCCCGCCCAACAAGAGGGUCAGCAAAGUGGAGAUCCUGCAGCACGUCAUCGACUACAUCCUCGACCUGCAGCUGGCUCUGGAGACGCACCCGGCGCUGCUCCGGCAGCAGCAGCAGCCGCCCGCCCUGCACCCGGGCGGCUGUCCCGCGGGCACCCCCAGGACCCCGCUGACAGCCCUCAACACUGACCCGGUAAGAGGCUGGCUCUGUUAACAAGCCGGGAGACAGCAUCCUCUGCCGCUGACCGCCGCUCCCCAGGUGUGCGGCGGCGCCGCGCAGAGGCACCGCGGGGGGCGGGCGGCGGGGAGGGGGGGCCCGGCCCGGCCCCGCCGCACCGGAGGAAGGAGCCAUCCAACCCCCCCGAGCAGUUCCCAGGCUUCAUCCCGGCAGAGGCAGCCUUUUCACCGUUUUGCACGUCCGUAGCGGUCCCCCCCCGCCCCUCCUCCCCGUGUGUGUGUCCCGUCCCGUCCCGUCCCCCCCCGCCCCGUCUCUUCUCUUCGUUUCCGACCAGAUGUGAGCGGUGCCUCCCGCGGUGGCAGGAGGGUGUCGGACUCGAGCAGGAAAAAAGUUGCCACCUCUGCCCCGGGAUAGAGGACCGAGCCUAAACCAGACUUUAGAAGCGUUGUAACUCUUUAAGGGACCGAGCAGCUGAAUCUUGAAGCUUUACUAAUCUCCCAGAGCAUUUGUAGAUAUAUUUGACAUCUAUUGUUUAAAAUAGAUGGCUAUUAUUGGGGCCCAGGGAACUUUCUUCUCCCUGCAGGAAUGUUACAUAUUGUAUAGAUAAAUGAGUGACAUUUCAUACUGUGUAUAUAUAGAGAUGUUCUAUAAGUGUGAGAAAAGUAUAUGCUUUAAUAGACUACUGUAAUUAUAAAAUAUUUUUAAUUAAAUAUUUUUUGUAAAUAUUAUAAA
Molecule: messenger RNA, 1393 nt
Organism: Phalacrocorax carbo (great cormorant)
Lineage: Eukaryota; Metazoa; Chordata; Aves; Suliformes; Phalacrocoracidae
Source: RefSeq, a predicted model, not a curated record